AUGGAGAGCAUCUCCACGGCAACCGCCUCCGUCCUGAGGGAGUGUCUCCACGGCAACCGCCUCCGUCCUGAGGGAGAGCGUCUCCACGGGAGUGUCUCCACGGCAACCGCCUCCGUCCCGAGGGAGAGCGUCCGUCCCGAGGGAGAGCGUCUCCACGGCAACCGCCUCCGUCCCGAGGGAGAGCGUCUCCACGGCAACCGCCUCCGUCCCGAGGGAGAGCGUCUCCACGGCAACCGCCUCCGUCCCGAGGGAGAGCGUCUCCACGGCAACCGCCUCCGUCCCGAGGGAGAGCGUCUCCACGGCAACCGCCUCCGUCCCGAGGGAGAGCGUCUCCACGGCAACCGCCUCCGUCCCGAGGGAGAGCGUCUCCACGGCAACCGCCUCCGUCCCGACGGAGAGCAUCUCCACGGUAACCGCCUCGGUUCCGACGGAGAGCGUCUACACGGUAACCGCCUCGGUUCCGAGGGAGAGCGUCUCCACGGUAACCGCCUCGGUUCCGAGGGAGAGCGUCUCCACGGUAACCGCCUCAUCCUGAUGGACGGUGGUACACAGUGGAGCUGCUGUCAGCUGAUUGGCUGUUUCCCUCCCGCCCUCGUUAUUUAUUGGUCCUCCUCCUGGUGCUCGGUCGGCUCGGACUUGCUGUAAAUAUUGUGAAAGUGCUCUUAAUGCGUUCUGGACUGAAACGUCUCGUAGCAUUAAAUGGAACUACUGUCGUCCUCCA
This is a messenger RNA of Salarias fasciatus (jewelled blenny), 721 nucleotides long. Its product is annotated as translation initiation factor IF-2-like. The transcript is spliced from 3 exons. NCBI's taxonomy places the organism in Eukaryota, Metazoa, Chordata, Actinopteri, Blenniiformes, Blenniidae. The record is from RefSeq and is a predicted model, not a curated record. The coding region runs from base 1 to 645 and encodes 214 amino acids.